UAUUACCUGUUUAUGAUCAAUGGGAAGACGAAUUCACUUUGUGGUUGACCCUCAGGGUUGGUGCUGCAUGGGCCUGAUUAUCUUUGUCUGGCUGUACAAUACAAUCUUCAUUCCAAAAGUCAUCCUUUUUCCUCACUAUGAAGAGGGACAUAUUUCAGUUGUGGCAAUUUUGUCUUAUUACUUCUGCUCGCUGUUUUGCAUAGCUUCAUUACUAAGAGCCUCAGUAGCUGAUCCAGGAAAGCUACCUGAAAACCCAAAGAUACCAAUUACAGAACGAGAAUAUUGGGAAUUAUGUAACAAAUGCAAUAUGAUGAGACCAAAGCGUUCACACCAUUGCAGCCGGUGCGGGCAUUGUGUGAGGAGGAUGGAUCACCACUGUCCAUGGAUUAAUAAUUGUGUUGGUGAAGACAACCACUGGCUGUUUUUACAGCUGUGUUUCUAUACUCAGAUACUUAGUUCUUACACACUGAUACUUGAUUUCUGCCAUUACUACUACUUUUUGCCUCUGAAAAAAGAAAACUGGGAUGUUUUUGUAUUUAGACAUGAACUUGCUCUCCUAAGAAUAUCUGCCUUCAUGGGCCUAAUAGUAUUAGGUGGAAUAAGUGGCCUCUUUUACACUCAGCUAAUGGGUAUUUUCACUGACACUACAAGUAUAGAAAAAAUGUCAAACUGUUGUGAAGACAUAUCAAGGCCCCGAAAGCCGUGGCAGCAGACCUUCUCAGAAGUUUUUGGCACUCAGUGGAAGAUCCUGUGGUUUAUUCCUUUCAGGCAGAGGCAGCCACUGCAUAUUGCCUACCACUUUGCCAAUCAUGUCUAA
Indicator indicator is the source of this 817-nucleotide messenger RNA. RefSeq names its product zinc finger DHHC-type palmitoyltransferase 21 (gene ZDHHC21). The transcript has 7 exons. NCBI's taxonomy places the organism in Eukaryota, Metazoa, Chordata, Aves, Piciformes, Indicatoridae. Gene Ontology annotation, molecular function: protein-cysteine S-palmitoyltransferase activity. Gene Ontology annotation, cellular component: Golgi apparatus; endoplasmic reticulum. Bases 20 to 817 code for a protein of 265 amino acids. Gene Ontology annotation, biological process: protein targeting to membrane; peptidyl-L-cysteine S-palmitoylation. The record is from RefSeq and is a predicted model, not a curated record.